Messenger RNA from Paramuricea clavata, 12016 nucleotides. NCBI's taxonomy places the organism in Eukaryota, Metazoa, Cnidaria, Anthozoa, Malacalcyonacea, Plexauridae. The record is from the annotation of a GenBank genome assembly.
AAUGGCGAGCUCUCCUAUAUCUAUGCCUUUGAGUAGUAUUAAAUUUUUAAAUAUACAGAAAAGUUAUCACGAAAACGGGAUCGUAUUGGAUAAAACAGGUUAGCUUAGAUCCGUCAUGUUUCAGCGACAGAGAAAUUGGUGGACUGAAGUUAUUUGGAAACCUAAAAAAGCUCAUUCACUUGAGCAAUUGAGGUAGUUUUAAUUUUUAUGUCACAUCAGUCACAAGACACGUCGUAUUCUGCCGGACAUUUUAUAUAGUUUGGAAUGCCCCUGUACGUAUAAUUUAUUAUAAAUUGUUUUUCAGGCAGGUUUAGCCACUGUGUAUCUUACAUUUCUAAUUGAUAUUAAUUAAAUACUCAAAAUUAAUAUCAAAUAUAUAAUUCCAGAGUGGAAAGUUUGUAGGUUCCCCUGAAGAUUUUCGGCGUGGAAAAUUCAUAAAUUUGCUCCAUUUUGGCGCAGAAGUAUGGGAAAAUGAACUGGUGUGACAUACUGGCAUACAAAAAUGUAUUUUAUAGUUGUGCACACUACAACAUUUUCAACAAACUAUUUUGUUUGUAUUUCAGCCAUUUAAUUAAUGUCUCGAUCAAUUCCAUGGGUGCCCCCCCUCCCCUGGCGUUUGUCGGGCAUUUGUCAUUUUGGUGAAAAAAUGUUGCAAAUGCCCCACCAUGGCAUCCAAAUAAUGCAACAAAAUCCCCACCCUUUGUUAUUUAUUAUUUAUUUUAUUAUUAUUUUUUAUUUGGGACUUACAUUAACGCAAAUGCCCCACCCUUGGGGACAAAACAUAAAUUUUCUGAGGAUUUUUGAACCAAAAAAUGAAAUGCAGGCUCUAUCUCGUAUCAAUAUAUCCGUAUUUAAAAUGUAGCCAUUUCGUUUCAAAACAUAAUUGUUAAUUGAAAUAUUGAAGUCUCAAAACAUAAUUAUUAAUUAAAAUAUUGAAGUCUCAUGGGGGAUGGGCACCCAUGGAAUUGAUUGAGACAUAAUGCACCAAUCAAUGUUAUGCCCGACCCUAGGGAGGGCGGACAAACCCAGGGGCAUUUGACAUUUUCAAUUUUUUUGUGACAAUAGUCCCCACUAUGAAGCAGAACUUUGUGGUCAAUCAUAGUCAAAUCCACCAUCCCUGAGUUAGAAGAAAACUACAAAGAUGUUAUAAUCUGCUCAAACAAUUUAUUUAUAUUUAUAAGGCGUAAAAAAAAAUACCUGUGGUUCCGAUUUCAUAUCGUGAAAAAAUUAGGGUCAGUAGGUCGGAAAUAAAUUUUUUUUUUGAAUAUUUUUUUCAUGGUUUUGGCGGUUUUUUGCUGUGCGAUUUGCAGUAGAGUCCCGACAUCAAUAUUAACUUGAGAUGCGUAUUUCCUAUGGAUGAAUUUAGGCAGUUUGGUUCAAUAAUUAGUGUGACAACAGACGCCAUUUUGGCACACUGUAUGAACAACCCGCAACCACCUGGAGAAAAUAGGGUUGCACGGUCAAUCAUAGGGUCGGCAGAAAAAAAUAGGGUCGAUCGCGAACCGGAACCACAGGGUUUUUUUUUACGCCUAAUAUAGCAUUUGUAAAUUCUGAAUGCUAUAGAUUGGCUAAGAGCCAUGUUGUUAUAACUCAAUAUAAACACAGAAAUUUCCAAUUGGAUUCAAUUGUAAUAAUUAUUUUCUCUUUUCUUAUUAUUUAUUUCUUAGUCUAUUAAUUAAAUUAUGUAUUAAAAAGACAAAAGUUAAAAAGAUUUUAUUUUAAAAAGUCACAAAUGAAGAGAUGCUUGUAAUGUUACUCUGAGUGUAUAUCCAAACCGGGCAAGCUUGAAAAAAUGAAGAGAUACUAUUCAUGAAUUCACCUUGCGAUUUUCCUGAAAUGAGAACACAUCAGAAACUUUAUUAUGAAUCCUGGUUGUGCAUCUAGUUUAAAAUUAACGACAGUUUAAUCAUUUACAGAAUAAUUGGAAAUUACAAAAUAAUGAUAUUGUUUUUAUAAUGAUGUCGUGUUGGUCGACCACAAUGCGCCCUAGUUAUUUUUUUUUACUUGUCUAGUGCCAGACGAUUUUAAUUGUCAAUGGGGAAGCUCUGCAGCUUAAUGGGUUAAUUUAACAAAUUUAAAAUGGAUUAAUUUCUCUGGGUUAAACAUUGCUAUCAAAUGGGGCGGGGGCUUAUAUACUUGGAUACAUUUAAUGUAUGUGCACUAUUAAAUUGCUGUACUUUAUUUGUUAGAUAUCAUCAUUAUAUCCUAACGAAAAAUGCAGUUGUCACUGAUCAAAACCGUUCAUUAUUGGUUGAAACACUUCGAUCUAUUGCGGAGAUCCUUAUUUGGGGAGAUCAAAAUGAUAGCACAGUGUUUGAGUAAGUUCAUGUGAUUCUUAAUUAGAGAGUUUAAGAUCAUUCUAUGACGUGGCUGGCUCAACGAUGCAGUCUGAGUUUUAGCUCUGGAAAUUACAGUGGUCUGGAAAUUACAGUGUGAAUAUUAUUGUGGGAAACUGUCCAAUAUUGUACUAGUUAUUGAAUAUGAUAAUCUUGAUUUGUAGCUUCUUCUUGGAAAAGAACAUGCUUCUAUUUUUCUUGAAAAUCUUGAAUCAGAAUCCUGGGACAUAUGUUUGUGUCCAGUUAUUGCAGACAUUGAAUAUUCUCUUUGAAAAUAUCCGACAUGAAACUUCGCUAUGUAAGUUACUACAGUAUGAGAUGAACAGUGCAGACAAGGCAAUUGUUUUUAUGUGAAAUGCAUCCUGAUGAAUAAUGGUAGACUUUUUUAUUUUAAUCCUUAAUAUCUUUACUUCAUUUAGAUUACUUAUUAUCUAAUAACCAUGUCAACUCAAUCAUUAUUCAUAAAUUUGACUUCUCAAAUGAAGAGGUAUUCUGUUUAAACAUUUGAUCUUAUUUCUCUUGUUUAAUCCCUAUUUUAUUAUUUCACUCUGCUUAAUGCCAGACAAUUUUACUUGUGAAAUGGAGCAGCACCGGCACUCAAUGGGUUAAACAUUUCCUGCAGCUAUCAUACACUCAACACUUAUUUUUUGCCCAGUGAGCGCCAGCACUUCCCUUGAUGAGUAAAAUCAUAAAGUGGGAUAGCAAUGAAGCUUUGCUUAAUGUUAAAGUACUAAAUGGGAUAGCCUGGAAACAGACCUACUGUACGUUUUGCCCGCCCUAAGCGUAGGUCUGUUUUCAGGCUAUAAAUGGGAUUGAAUGUAAUUUGUUUAGAUUUUGGCUUACUACAUUUCAUUUCUAAAGACUUUGUCCUUGAAGCUUAAUCUUCAUGUCAUUAAUUUCUUUUUUAAUGAGGUAUGUAGAGCUUUGCUUACUUUCUCAAGUAGUUGAGCAUACCUGAUAUAUUGCUACUUUGUUUAGAGAAAGAAUGAUUAUGCCCUUUACACUGAAGCAUUAAAGUUUUUUGAUCACAAAGAAAAUAUGGUUCGCAUUGCUGUUCGUACAUUAACAUUGAAUGUUUUUAGAGGUAAAUAGAAUAUUCUAUAUCAAAAAGACACAAAAAUGCAAGGGAAAAUAAUAACAAGACAUAGCCAGCUCAACAGCAUUCUGAAAUACGAUAUUUAUUGUUUUACCAAUACACUGUGUUAAUGUAUCAUGACUUAAACAUAUUUUUUCUAGUGAAUGACAAAGCAAUGCUGAACUUCAUUGUGAACAAAACUGCAAAUGCUUAUUUUUGCAAUCUCAUCUGGUAUAUUGGUAAUCAUGCCAUAGAACUGGAAAAAUGCUCUAUUACAGAGUCUGAGUAUGUUGGAGAAAUCUUAAAUUACAAAAAACAGACACACAGACAGGCUACAUUGAGGAAACAGGCAUAUGGACAAGCAAUGGCCUGAUUUUAUGUCUGUUUAUCAGCGCAGCCUGUCUGAAUGUCUGUUUGUUCAUGUAGUUUGUAUAGGCUCGGUAAAAGAGUAAGAACAAUUCAAUUUAUUAGACAACAUAUUUCUUUUGCAGUCACUUACACUGUGGACGUUUAAAGGACCUUGUAGCAGACCAUCUAGAUCACCUUCAUUAUAUCAAUGAUAUCUUGUGUUUAAAUAUUGUGGAAUUAAACGAAAUAUUGACAGACUUUUUACUGGAUAGAUUGAUCAUUCCACUCUACCUUUAUUCACUGGUUACUGAUGACACUGCAAAGGUUUGCUCAUACUUUUAUCAUGUUUGAAAAGUGAUAUGAUAGUGAAAGCUGUUUUUUUUUCAGUUGAGUGUAAUGAAACAAAUCAUGUUUGAAAAGUGAUAUGAUAGUGAAAGCUGUUUUUUUUUCAGUUGAGUGUAAUGAAACAAAUUUUGUUUUAGGAGAAUAAACCACAUAUAUGCAAGCUUUUUGCUCUUUAUCUUAUUUCACAGGUUUGUUAUAAAUGUUGAUUCACUACCUUCAGUCACACUAGCUUAAAUUCACUUUUAAUAAGUAAAAAGAUUCUCAGAAACUUUUAGAAUUAGCAGUCUCCUCCACUACUUACCAGUGUCCUCUGCUAUUUACCAGUGUCCUCUGCUACUUACCAGUGUCCUCUGCUAUUUACCAGUGUCCUCUGCUACUUACCAGUGUCCUCUGCUAUUUACCAGUGUCCUCUGCUACUUACCAGUGUCCUCUGCUACUUACCAGUGUCCUCUGCUAUUUACCAGUCUUCUCCCAGUUUCUUCUGCUACCACGUACCCAAUAUCUUCUGCUACCUCCAAUUUUGUUCUUCUCAGACAGUGGUCUUAACUAAACUGAUUGCCUUCAUCAACCUAGAUAUUUCUGAUUAUCAAACAUCCACCAUUGGUUUCGACUUUGACUGAUGUUAUAUUACAAGGAGAGGAACUGACCAGUUCACCUGUUCAGUCACCAUCUAGUCCACGCAAGGUACAGAUACAUGAUUCAAUAUUGAAACGCUGAAAGUGAGGUGCUAGCCUAGUGUAAUUACUAUAAUAAAUCACUUCACUGGGUGUUAUUUCUCUCUAUAGCAUGGAUAUGGUGUACGAUCAUUUACUGCUCCAGCAGACAGUUUAGAGCAAGCGUUGUUAGCUUGUGGUAUCAAUAAUGAAGGAUACACAAUCACAAACAGAUUAAAUGAUCUUGCAAGACAACGUUCAAGACAUGUUGCAAACUCGAAAUUUUAUACGAAAGGUAAAUUACUGUCUUUUGCUGCUGUAAUUUGCAACAGUUGAAACACUGCCUCACAUUCAAUGUUUGUAAGACUCGCAAGCUACUGAGUGAGAUCAUUAAAACCUGGCAAAUGUUCUGGAUAAAAAAAAACGUGUGUAUGGGCAAUGUUUCUUCAGCGACCGUUCAUCUUUUAGAAAGCAUUCCAGUCAACUUUAGAAAUACCAAACCAAAUGCAUCUUGUUCAAUUUUCCAAACACUCCAUUUUCUGACCUUUCUUAAAGCUGGCAAUCAGGAGAAAAAAUGGCGACCUGACGAGGCAAGACAGAAAGCACGCCGGGAAGAAACUGAAAACGACGUCAACGUUCCUGAAAAUGACGUCACCUUAUCAGAAAAUGACGUCAGCUUUUCAGAAAAUGACGUCAUUCGUAGUGAAUCACCAAAAGGUAGUUAGAUCAUAUUUACUGUUGAAAUUUCAUUUUAGUAUUUGAUCAAUUUUUGUUAAGAUUAUUGCCGUUAAGGCUAUAGUAAUCUCACAUGAGUGAUUAUUUUAGGGGCUUUAAGUGAUUCUUGUCCAGUGCCUAUGAAUGAUACGCCACUGGGUCAGGUGACUGGUGAUGACGAUGAUGGCGAUGGUUUGAUGAUGACCAAGGAAACAUCCAACGAAGUGAAAGGUUAUUAGCGCCAAUCAAGAUUCACGAAUGUUUAUUGUUUUAUUUCUUGACUAUUUUUUUGUUGCAGGUUUUACAACGGAGGAGUCGGCCAUUCCAAACAGUGUAAAAGUUUCUGAUGUUGCUCCACCUCUUCCUAAGGUAGCAAGAUCUUUUCAUGACUUUCGCUAAUGUUUAGAAAUAAUGUUCAAAAUGAUUUCUUAUCUAGAGUCUUCUUGUUCGCCCUGCAGAGUUUAAACCAAGCAGGUAUUUGAAAAUUAUAAAUUCUUGCAUCAAAUUGUUUUUAUUUUAUUCCUUACAGUUUGUAAAAUUUGUUCGUUUUUUAAGGAUGUAUUUCCAGACUUUGAUUAAGUCGCUGGACUGUAGCCAUGACGAUCGUGAAGCAUUAUUUACAUUGUGCUUGUUUCAUUCUCUGAUCAAAAAUCAAGGUGAGAUAAUAUUAUAUGUUAUAUUAUAUGUCGAUGUUUGUAAUGUAGAAAUUGUGCAUAAAAUUAUCUCACAACAAAUGUAUGUCUGACCUGGAACAGAUUUUAACGUUUGGACAUUACGCCGUUUGUUUAUCCCCCGUUGGUCACUGAGAACGUCCUGUGCAACCUCACAGGCCAGACCCUCCAGCUAGGUUGCUUCCUAUGGUGUUUCAACAUAAAUCAAACCACAGCAGCUUAAUGUAGAAUACUAUAUCUACACUAUUGUCUUUUAUGUUUUAUUCAGGUGUAGAUCCUGAUCUCUUACGAUAUAUUGGUCUGUUCCCAAGCCAAGUUAGUAACCAUCGAUUGUCUGUUUUUCUGCUUUUACUCUUUGAUGAUCUUGAUAUAUUUCAUGUUUUAGCAAUCAGAUAAUUAUAACGAUGAUCUAAUUCAAGCUUUAAUUAAAAUCAUGGAACAAGCUUCAAAACAUGGUAAAUAUCUGACAGUUGGAGAUGCAUGCCGUUGCCUGAACUGUCAUAUUUUUGUUGUGUUUGACAAGUGUUUAAUAUCCAUUAUGUUUGCCUCGUUAGUCACAUUUUCCGUCGAGAUCAUUCAUUUGGUUUAUUUUCUUUAGUGAAUAAAGUACGUUUGGUGACUCUACAAAUGAGCGUAAUUUUACUCAAGCAACUUGUGUAUAAUGGUCAUCCAGGUCAAUCAGUUUUAAAAGACGUUCAUCUCGCCUUGCUGGAGGUAAGUGACGUCUUUUCUUGAACUGAAAAUAGUCUGUGUCAUAAUUGACUUUUGGAUAUUAUUUCCAGAAUGUCCGUGAGUCUUGCACGUUGGAACUACGUAAUUACUACAAGGUCAGUUCACUAAAUUGUCAUAUAUUUAGUAUGUGUAUAUAAUUCAGUGUUAUUUUGUCACGAUUCAGUCAUCUUAUUUUUCACAUUUUGAAAUGUGUCUUCAGAGUGAUGAUAUAUUUUUGGACAUGUUUGAAGCAGAGUAUAGGCAGAUGAAGGUCAGUGUUGAUUCUCUUUUACUUCGUUACGGAGUUUCAGUAAUCUGACGUUGUUAGGUAUAACGAAUUGCAGCACCUAUAUCUCAAUUUAUUUGCCAUAAAAUAGAAGACCACUACACAGAAUGAAAAAAGUUAUCACUAUUUUUUCUCACUCUGGUGACUGCAUGUUUACUGCCAUUUGCUGCACGACGAUGUCGAUGGUGCUUAAUAAAACCCAUCUUUUUUGUGAUUAUGUAUGGAACUAUAUUCCUAAUAUUUCAGGUGAAACCUUUGAACGUGGAACAUCUAAUGAUGGAUGCCUCCUUACUCCUUCCAGUAACUGCCACUCCUCUGACUGGUAUCGAGUUCUCUAAACGACUGGCGUGUGGCGAAGUGGAACAUACUCAGAGGGUAAGAACAUAUUUACUGUUUCUUAUUACAAACCAAUCAUUGUCUUGUGUAUACAGAACAAGUGGUCUAAGCACAGCAGAUGGUGGUCAACUUGUAGUUAGAAAGGUAAAAUAGAGAGAUUGAUAUAUGGGCACUGCAGAUGGAAACCGUCGAGUGGAAAUUUAUAUACAUUUCGUAGACCUAAACAGGAACAGAAGCGAAAAAUGUAACUUUAGGUCCCAGGGAGGAAUCGAACCUGUGGCCCUGCGAUUCCGGUGCAACGCUCCAAGCCUCCAACUGAGCCACAGAGGCUGCCUCCUCCGCAGGCCCUCGUUGCGUCAUGGGAAGGUCACGAUCUGGCGAGGGCCUGCGGAAUCUUGUAAAAAAAAUGGCGCCGGCGUCACGUCAGCAAGUAAAUUUCUACAUAAUCUUGAAUGUAAACAAGAUAUAAAAAAGCGGCGUGAAACUUGUAAAUUAAACUGGCGACUCUUAGGACGUGGAAGGAAGCAUUUUUUAACGAUAAGGUUUGUUGUCCACACCAACGUUGCAAGAAUAAAACUGCCUUCUUUAACGAAGCAGGUUCAAAACAACAUUUAUUCAUUUUACAAGAUUCCGCAGGCCCUCUCGAAAUCGUGACCUUCCCAUGACACAACGAGGGCCUGCGGAGGAGGCAGCCACAGAGGCCAGUUGUCGAGCUAGAUCUAAUCACAAGUUCAUGUAUAUAUAGUAGGGGCGCUUUCCAUUACAGGUAAACUACGUGAAGCGUUCCUCUUUUGAGUUCCUAACUCAUUCGGAAUUUUCAUAAUCAGCUUUGCAAAUUUGAAAAACUCUUUGCAAAUCCUUGAGGGAAUUUGCAAUUUUCCUGUCGGCCGUUGCAAUAUUCCGACGCAAAGAAAGUUCCUUUCAAAUUUUCCCAACUUCCUGUUUUAAUUUCCUGACUUCCUGUUCUGUUCUGAGCGUUUUCAUUGGCGGAUUAUUUUUGUUAGCCAAUUACAACGCGCAGAACAGAACAGGAAGUUAGGAACUUGUAACAGGAAGUUAAGAACUUCUAAUAGGAACUGAGGAAAAUUUAUUUGGCUCUUAAGAACAUUGCAAAUUCCCUCAAGGGAUUUGCAAGGGAGUUUUUCAAAUUUGCUAAGGUAAUGAGGAAAAUUGCAAUCAAGUUAGGAACUUCAAAGAGGAACGCUUCACGUAGUUUACCUGUAACACGGCCAGAACGGUCAAAUUGUUUGAAUGAAACACAAAACAUUUGGGCUUCGGACCUAUCUGACCAGAAGUUUUAGAUAACAUUAGAAUGAAGUCCAUUUUCGCUAGAUAUUUGAGAAACAUACACCAGAUCUUUCCAUUGACACAGAGAAAAGAACUCUGGUCUGACCGGUCAGGCCAUUAAAUGGAAAGCGCCCUAGGGUACUGCCAUGUAUAGGGUAAAUAUCACCUAAAGUGGCAUUUUGUGCUUCUGUUCCUGGUUAGAUCUAAGAAAUGAACAUAAAUUACUCGACGGUUUCCAUCUGCGGUGCCCAUCAAAUAUUAUUCAUUCCAGCGAGAUGCCACUAAAAUCUUGAGAUUGAUUUAUGAGCUCCCACGAGUGUGAACAUUUCUGAAGUUGACCACUAUCUACCGUCCAGUGACGCUUAUUGAAAGUUCUCAGUGCAAAGAUAUGAACAAUUCAUUUGUGUUCUAGACAGUCCGUGUAUUUCUCAUGGUCCGAGAGUUGAGUCUAACAGUGCGUCGUGAACCUGAGCGUCAGUUACCUCUCUCAAAAGUUGAAUAUUCUGUUAAAGAAAACGAAGUUCUUGAUUUGAGUAUGUAGAAAUCUGCUUCGUAAAUAUUGUCUAACGGUAAAAUGUUGUUCUGUUGUUACAAACAAUACACAUUUAUUUUCUAGAUAACAGCGAUCUCAUAUCUUGCACCGUGGUUGAUGAAAAUAGGUAUGUAUGUUUUUGUACUUGAGUUAUUUGGUAUUUAAAGUCGGGUGUCCAUUUGUUCACAGCUGUCGUGACCAAAUCAUGGUUGCUGGCAUUAAGUUUUCUGAAUCUAUGUUGUCAUUGAUGCACUGUAUGAACUGUAGAUCAAUUUUUACUGAUUGAAAUCUAUUACAUUACAUGCGAAAUAGUCUGGAUCUAUCUUGAUGUGGUUGCACCUUCAUAGCCAAAUGAAAACCAGACUAGAAAUCAUGUGAAUAGUUUCUCAUGUAGUUUUAUGUAUUCAGGACAUUACGUCGUUUUCUGGUGAUUGACGAAGCCCAGUUUAUCUUGGUUGAGCCUGACACCACAAGAUUAGGGUGGGGAGUUGUUAAGUUCGUUGCCUUGUUGCAGGUUAGUCCGAACUUCGCAUUUUACUUUUCUACUUUAAUACUGAACAUAUAGAGAAGCUGCUUGUCCAUCUCAUAAAUAUUUGUUAAUGAGUGAUUGGUAAUAACUUUCUGCAAAUUUCUCACAUUGAAAUGAAACGUUUCACCGAUCGAGAUAGGUGUAGUUCUUAAUUUCUUAGAAUGGUAACAUCUGCUUUCUCGUAAUUAGGACGUCGAAAUAUCUCCCGACAAAUACGACAGUCGUUCAUUAUUUAUAACGAUCCAUCAACCUUUCGCGAGGUCCACGCGUGGCCCACGCAGACCCUUGAUGACUGCCAAGUUUAUGUUUGAUGAUUACGUCCGCUGUAUGUCUGCUAAACAACGUCUGCAUCGCAGGCGCACUUCAUUACGUCAUAUUAAACUUCAACGUAUUGCGCAACUUUUGGAAGUACCAAUCAUGGCUAGUCCAGCUCCACACUUCUUUCCUAUCACUCCCCCGUCUUUCUCGCAACCAAGUAUUGCUAGUCCACAAGGUUUCAGAAGCCAUCCGGGGGGAGCGGUUGCUGUUUCUGAUAUUAGUUUGGAUAAAUCACUUUCACAUGAGAAAACAAUAGAUGAGUCUGCAAACAUCGAGGUGUCAGCAGACACUGCCAUGAAGGAUCAUCGUAUGGCUGCUCCAGAGUCUUGUUUACACCCGUCCCAGACCUCUGGAGAUCAAGCUCGUGCUCUUGCUAGCGUCCUUGAUAUCUCUGACCAGCGGAAAACUCCAGAAAGUGAUGACGUCAUUGAACUUGCGUCGGACGUUCUCGACACAUCUUCGUGGAGUGACGGCAUGUCUUCAGAACAUUCUGGGGCCGCAUUGUCUGAUAGGAAGUAUCCAUCUGCACCCGCAACUCCCAGAGGACAGCGGCGUUUUGGGAACUCAGAAUUUCAUAUUGUAGAAUGGAGAGUUUCGGAUUUGAAUAGAAAUAAUUCCAUGUCUGAACCGAGCUUGUUUCUACAAGCAAGUGAAGGGAAUGACUUGCAGGAAGACAGUAAAACAUCAUAAAUUUAAUAAAGAAAUAUAUUUAUUCAUACAUUAUACAUAAAAUGACUUUAAUACGAAGAUUAAUGAGACGACGUUAUAUGUACUUGCGUAAAAUAUGCAAUUUUGUUUUGAAUAAUUUGGAAUAUGAAAUGUAGCAAAAAGACCUCUUCGUGUUUCAGCAAGCUGAACGAAUUUUUAAUAAAAUAUUUUAAAUGUGAUGUUAAUGAUGAAACUACAAUGAUUAUGUUUAUGACGUCACAAACACGCAGGCAAACCAGUAAAACAGUUCAACAAUGUUUUUAAUGACACAGUACAAAUUUCAUUGUACAGUUAUUAAUUUAUUUACGUAAAUAAAUAAUUUAUGCAUAUAUACAAUAAGAUAUUUUAUUUAUAUGAUCAUAUAAUUCAUCUCUAGAAUGUUCGUUCAGUUCACUUUGCCCAAUUGAACGACGAUAUAUUAUCCUAAUUACUUAUCUAGUUCUAAUUACUAAUUAACGAAAUCUAAUUACCAUAUCUAUUGUACGAAGCGAAAUCGUCUGUGAGGUAAGCAAGCUCAGGUGUUUCCACCUAACAAAGCAAUUCUAGUUAUUUCAUCGGGUAUUAUAUUGAGUAUGGAUAUUUCCUCAUGAAUUUCUCCACUGUGUUUGGCAAAGGUAGUUGCGAUUGUUCGUCUUUAGUCAACGUUCUGUUCACUGCACGACGACAUAGAUGUUGUAAUGUUGGAACUUUGUUAAAAAGUGGUUUCUCAAGUCUUAUUUCAGCGUCUCCCACUUCUGAUCUUGCCAAUACUUUGCGUUUAUCUUGUUUAUCCUGACUCACAGCCGCGUAAUAACAUAUUAACUUCACAACACAAUCGAACUUUGGAAUCUCACUGAGGCUCGUUUCAAAACAGUCGAACAUGAACUUUCCAUAUGAAAAUAACACUCUAAUGUUGAGAAUAUUUGUCUGUAGUCUGACGGAAAGUGAGAAAUAAUAACGUGAGUCGGAGCUAUCGCGUAAUAAGAACGUUCCUACGUCAGCUUGUUCUAACGCUGAAGUUGCCUCUGUUUUGCUAAUUCGUCCCCAGUACCAACCAGUGUUCUCAAGACGGUCCAUUGAUACUUGAAACAGAGUACUGAUACAUUCAUGACUCGGGAGUCUGGAGUAAUACACGCCUUUUGAAUCUUUUCUUUUGCGAUCUGAAAAAAUAAUAGAACUAUAUAUUAG